Molecule: messenger RNA, 4319 nt
Organism: Zootoca vivipara (common lizard)
Lineage: Eukaryota; Metazoa; Chordata; Lepidosauria; Squamata; Lacertidae
Gene: RENBP
Product: renin binding protein
Biological process (GO): carbohydrate metabolic process
Molecular function (GO): isomerase activity
Source: RefSeq, a predicted model, not a curated record
CUGCAACCUGCUGCUUUGCCAUCCCUUCACCUACUCCCUCUGAGCAAUAAGAAGGAGUGGCAGCCUCGCCUCGGGUCCAGAAGGGAGCAUGUAGCAGUUGCACAGGAGAGGGAAAAGGAAGCCCAAGCCCUCACCCCGUGGUGGGAGAAAUAAAGACACUCUGCACAUGCUCAGAUACAAGCACACAAGUGUUCUAACAAAUCAUUCUGCAAAUGCCACAAUCAGCCUCUGGUGCUGUCUGUGAGCAGAUUCAGGGGCUGAGCUCUGGCACAAAACAGUCUUCUCAAGCCCUUGGCAAGUGUGUGCUAACUCUCUUGUUGGGGCAGCCCUUUCCUUUCCUAAUUCUGAAACUGCAUUCAUAUAUGCUGUCAUUUUCAUUUCAUAUAAUAAACCAAGCUUUCUUUGUUAAUGUAUCUCUCAAGACUCUUAAUGUACAGCUAUUUGUUUGCCGCUCUUAAAAUUAUUGGGUUGCCCAUCUGGCAUUUAGGGGGGCUUUAGUAUUGCCAGCUCAGGACAAAAUUAAAUGUUAGGUGUCAGGAGUUUUAUUUAAGCAGGGAUAGAGGCAAACACAUAUUCAUAAAUGGGUACACAUUAUAACUCUAGCAGAAAAUUCCAUACCUUGUGUGUGUGUGUGUGUGUGUGUGUGUGUGUGUGUACCUGUGAGUGCUGGACAUGUGAGUUCAGACAUAUACUGUAACACAGUCUAGAAUGCCGUAUUAAUACCUGAUUUUGAUGUGUGAGGAAUGUCUUGAGAAGCACUGACCCUGGAAACCUAGCUUGGCUCAGUUCUGAUGUUGUACCACCCCCUCCCCACCCCACACACUUCUGCCAAUGCUGUGUAUCCCCCUCACUACUAGGUAGCUAAAUGUGCUUCUGUAUAUCUGGAAUGUGGGGAAAGGUUGAAUCUUAGAAGAACAAUAUGUGCAUUGUUACAUAAUUAAAGCUAGGUGUAGAAAGGCCAUGGAGCUUUAUAAAGCAUUGCAUAUGGGAAAACCCAGGGACCAGGCAGGCCCUGCCUUACAGAAUUAUAUUUUGCAAACUAUAUUUUGAUAGUAGGGGAGCACAGAGGAACAGUCAAGGAUGCUCUCACUGCUUUCAAUGUGUCCUACACACCAGAACUUCCCAGAUAAUUUUGCACCAUAUUAGUGUGUGGUGGUUAUUUGGUGCCAUUUAAGGCACCACAAGUGUGUCUUGUGUGCACCAUCAUGUGUGACAAAUGCACAUGGAUCUAUUUUGCCACAUGUGCACAUUCAUCUGGUGAAUGGGGCAGAGGAUAGUGCGUGACCUCCCUUGCACCAUAGUAUAUGUGCAACCCUGCAUGGGAAUAUAGAUAGGGAGGGGAUCUCUCGGUAGAUCACCUGCCUUUCCUUGGAUGGCCAAAUGCAAAGGAAGUAGGGUGAACAGAAAGAAGAGGAGGAUGGCUAUUCCUGCACCUUUAAGCGUUCUGUAGAUAAUUUCAGCCAGAGUAGCUUGUUGUGUAAGCUACAUCUGCUGCAUUUCCCUUUUCUGCACCGCUGUUAAAAGAAGCAGGAGCCACAGGCGCCCGGUUACACCCAACUUUGGGGGAGCCCAGAGCAAGCACAUGACAUAAUGUGCACAACAUGCACAUGUGAUGUCAUACGACAGGAGGAGACAACAAGGCCCAGCGCAGCUGCAGAUAGGCUGGGUGAGGCCCUUCGCAGGCCACAGAAUAUUGAGGGAGUCUGGCCCCUCUUUGAAAAUGGGGGGGGCUUCAGCUCCCCCAAAUGGUGCCCCUGGCAGGAGCCCAGUCCUCUUUUUCACCUGGCUGCCUCAUGGGCAGACAAGCCUCUUGCAUCUUUAACAGUUGCAUAAAAGAAGACAGGUGGGGGCUGGGCGGCAGUUUGUCAUGCUGUGGGGAUGAGAAAAACUCAACCUGCAUUCUUUUUAGUUGCAUAGUUGCCUUACCUGACAGUACCUGUCCAAUAGACAACUUUGAUUUGUAGAACUGGCACUGUGGCAGGUGCUACAUAAUACUUAUUCCACAGUUGAAAGAAAAAUCAGUAUUUUAGUGCAGCAGCGACUACACUUUGGAACCCCCAGCCUGUUGCCUAUUGAUAACAGGCGGGCACCUUCACUGUACUUUUUUCAGUACCUGCUUAAAACAUUUUUGCUUUGGGAAAGCCUAUCUAGACAUGUAGAUGUUACAUGUUUUGAUACUUUGUUGCUGUUAAUUUUAAUCACCUGCUUAUCCUUGUUUGUUUUUAUUGAUACUUUUAAUGUGUUUAAAACUGCUUAGAGGUUUGACUGCAAUCAAGUGGUAUAAAAAGUAAAAUAACAACAACUAAAUUCCUGCUUUCAUCCGAUUGUUAAAGACGCGGGAGGCCUCCUUUGUAUGGAGUCGCCCCCCCCCCCAGCUGUGAUACGUGACUCUGAAGUAAGUGGGGCAGAGCAGGUGGUCCCUCCCCACCUCCCCCAGAUUUGCAGCAAGAUAUUUGGAUGUCUUGGGCACCUUGCUAUGGUAUAUAUUUGAAACGAACCCUGUGAUCCUAGGGGGAAAACACAAGCGCCGCCCUCUCUCUCCAGAGUUCGCCUGGGAUGGGGGCAGCAGCUGCUGGGUUUUUGCUGCCAAGGGGGAUUCCUCCCCUGACGUACGAGCGGGGCAUCCCAAUAGCCGUGACAUCACGCAGCCGUUUUUGGGGUCGUCCCUGCUCCCAAUCGCCCCUGGCGCAUUCAGCUCAAUAGUCCCUCAGGAUGCAGGGGGAGGCCUACCCGAGUUAGGAAGCAUUACUGUGGCGCGUUUAAAUGCUUUGUGCCUUAUUGUUGCCCUUUUGUUGUCAUGAUCACUGUCUGUUCUGAGAUUCCUCCUGCCGCGAUCUCUGGACAGGAUCACGGCAGUUGUAGGGUUAACAAAUGGAAAGGGAGGAAAACGAACAAAUCAGGGUCUUCGCUCCCCCACGUGGGAGAAAGGGUGGGGCUAGUGUCAGGUGACUUGGGCAAAUCAUAUGAUCAGCAGUUCCCUACUUAGAUCGAAAACUUCUGGAUCACCGCUGGAAAAAGCAGCGAGGAUGGAUUUGCCGUUGCUGCUGAGCUGGCAUGGACGCAUCUCCCGAGAGCUGGACGCCGUGGUGGAUUUCUGGCUUCAGCAUUCGCAUGACGAAGAAUACGGGGGGUUCUUUACAUGUCUGGGCCAGGAUGGGAAAGUUUAUGAUGACUUGAAAUAUGUUUGGCUGCAAGGCCGGCAGGUGUGGAUGUACAGUCGGCUGUAUCGAAAAGUACCAAGAUUCCGGCGCCCUGAACUCCUGCAGGCAGCCCGAGCAGGUGGGGAGUUCCUGUUAGAGCAUGCGCGAGUGGCCCCACCUUCGCAGAAGUGUGCCUUUGUCCUGACUCGUGAUGGGCGCCCUGUGAAAAUCCAGCGCACCAUUUUCAGCGAGUGUUUCUAUGUCCUUGGGCUGGAUGAGCUUGGACGAGCAACUGGGGAACCUCGUUACCAGAGGGAAGCCCUGGCAAUGAUGAAGGCCAUUGUACACUGGGUGAAGGAGGAUCCCUCUGAGCUGGGACGCCCACUGCUGGCGGGCGCAACCCCACAUGACUCCAUGGCUGUUCCCAUGAUGCUCCUCAACCUGGUGGACCAGUUGUCAGAAGGAGAUGCAGAGGCUGCAAGCCAGUUCAGUGAGCUGGGAGGCUGGUCUGCUCAGCGAAUCCUCAUGCACGUGCAGAGGGAUGGUGCUGCUGUGUUGGAGAACGUUUCUGAAGAGGGCGAGGAGUUGCCAGGGUGUUUGGGAAGACAACAGAAUCCUGGCCAUGCAAUUGAAGCAGGCUGGUUCCUGCUCCGCUAUGCACAGCGCCAGCAGGAUUCGUACCUCGUGACCCAGGCUGUGGAGAAGUUCAUGAAGGAGCCAUUCCGUCUGGGCUGGGACCCUGAACACGGCGGACUCUUUGCCUUUCAGGAUGUGGAUAAGCUCUGCCCAACACAGUUAGAGUGGAAAAUGAAGCUUUGGUGGCCACACACAGAAGCCAUAAUUGCAUUCCUGAUGGGCUUUGCUGAGACUCGAGACCCAGAGCUCCUGGAACACUUUGUCCAAGUGGCUAAAUACGCUUUUGCCAAGUUCAGUGACCCACAGGCAGGUGAAUGGUUUGGCUAUCUGACCCAGGAGGGCAAGGUGGCUCUCACAAUCAAAGGAGGGCCAUUCAAAGGCUGUUUCCAUGUCCCCCGUGCACUCUAUAUCUGUGAAGAAAUUCUGGAAUCGCUCAUAAGGGAGACUAAAUUGACCAGCCAGGGAUGAAACACUCAACUACUUUCUGCCUGGGAUAAAUCUUAAUUCCAGCCACAUUCUUCUUCAACCGUGGUAGAAACUGAA